This is a messenger RNA of Alligator sinensis (Chinese alligator), 1735 nucleotides long. RefSeq names its product platelet activating factor acetylhydrolase 1b catalytic subunit 2 (gene PAFAH1B2). NCBI's taxonomy places the organism in Eukaryota, Metazoa, Chordata, Crocodylia, Alligatoridae. The transcript is spliced from 6 exons. The coding region runs from base 14 to 703 and encodes 229 amino acids. The record is from RefSeq and is a predicted model, not a curated record.
GCCGGGGAAUAGAAUGAGCCAGGGAGACUCAAAUCCAGCAGCAGUUCCACAUGCCGCUGAAGAUAUUCAGGGAGAUGACAGAUGGAUGUCACAGCACAACAGAUUUGUCCUCGACUGCAAAGACAAGGAGCCCGACGUGCUGUUUGUGGGUGACUCCAUGGUGCAGUUGCUACAGCAAUACGAGAUCUGGCGCGAGCUUUUCUCACCGCUUCACGCACUGAACUUUGGGAUAGGUGGGGACACAACAGGACAUGUUCUAUGGAGGCUGAAGAACGGUGAACUGGAGAACAUUAAACCUAAGGUCAUCGUUGUCUGGGUUGGAACAAAUAACCAUGAAAACACAGCAGACGAAGUAGCAGGCGGAAUCGAGGCCAUCGUGCGUCAGAUAAAUCCCCAACAGCCACAGGCCAAAAUUAUCGUGCUGGGCCUGCUACCUCGAGGCGAGAAGCCAAACCCUCUGCGACAGAAGAACGCCAAGGUGAACCAGCUGCUAAAGGCCUCGCUCCCCAAACUCCCCAACGUCCAGCUCCUGGAUGUCGACAUGGGCUUUGUGCACUCGGACGGCACCAUCUCAUGCCACGACAUGUUCGACUUCCUGCACCUGACGGGAGGGGGCUACGCAAAGAUCUGCAAACCCCUCCAUGAACUGAUCAUGCAGCUACUGGAGGAGACCCCGGAGGAGAAGCAAGCCGCUCUGGCCUGACCAGCUAGCAUCAGUGUUAACAUCAUCCCAGCCCCAUCACUGGCACUACAGAAUCCUUCUUUCUUAAAGCACUUUCCAUUGUAGAAUGUUACCGGAUGUUCAUAUCUAGUGUUUUGACGGGGAGGGCUAAUGUCACACUGGUCUUGUACAUAAGGGCAGGGCUGAUUUGUUUUACUGCAGGAGGAAAUUCACCGAAGAAGAAUUUUACUUUUAAACCAUUCCUCAUUCAAAAUGCGAACAACGCAGUCACCUCUGUGCCCCUCGCGUGCGGUAUUGCUCUAUGGUUGCCCUAGAACCCUGUCAGUCUGUAAUAACCAUGCACAGCUCGUGGCUUAGCCUGCCCUGCCUUAGGGAUUGUGCUCUGUGUAAUUAGCUUGUGAACCAGAAUCACAUUCCACCUGCUAAAAACAAAACCGCUGCAUUUUUUUCAAAAACAGUUUCCAUCUUUUAAAAUUGUCUUUACUAGGGUUUUUCCUUCCUUCCCCACCCCUCUUCCCCCCAAUUACGCUUGUUGCUUUCUGGCUCUCUCUUUUUGAGGCAGUAUAAAAUCCAAUGUAACUGGAAUUCAGAUAUGUGAAAAAGCAAAGCAUUAGCUGAACUGAACUCAUUUAACACUCCCCUGAUAUCGUUCAUGUGCUUAUUUUACCUUGUCUGUGGCAAACUUCAUUCCAUUGUUGCUUCAUCUGUGGGCAGUCUUGUUUGGGUGCCGCUGGAUAUCACAUCUCCCCUAGACCAUGUCUCUAAUAGAACUUGUUCUUUGUUCUCAUUUGUGUCCACUGUUGCCAGCUGUUACUAGUCCUUGAGAUAGGAGCUUCAUUUUCCAGUACAUGUCAUGCAGCCCCGUCAUUGCCCCAGAAGUGUAAAACUGACGUUCUGCCUGCUGCGAUGCCUGUGCCACAGGACUCGGCAGUGCUGUUCACGUUCAUGGUUCUGUUUUUUUAAGCAUGACUGUUACACCUCUUUCUUAAAGAAAAGGUCCAGGUGCAGCUACCCCCUUUGCAAGGUCAGAAUCAGUCUAAAGCUUUACAAGUU